Molecule: messenger RNA, 2700 nt
Organism: Glarea lozoyensis ATCC 20868
Lineage: Eukaryota; Fungi; Ascomycota; Leotiomycetes; Helotiales; Helotiaceae
Product: WD40 repeat-like protein
Exons: 3
Coding region: 1-2700 (899 amino acids)
Biological process (GO): endonucleolytic cleavage in 5'-ETS of tricistronic rRNA transcript (SSU-rRNA, 5.8S rRNA, LSU-rRNA); endonucleolytic cleavage to generate mature 5'-end of SSU-rRNA from (SSU-rRNA, 5.8S rRNA, LSU-rRNA)
Cellular component (GO): nucleolus; small-subunit processome; 90S preribosome
Molecular function (GO): U3 snoRNA binding; protein binding
Source: RefSeq, a predicted model, not a curated record
AUGGCCAACAAAUCCCCAUACCAGACAACUUUUGAACCAGAGCGAACUAUUCAACCAAUAUAUACCGGUGGCAGUGUCGCUCUCGAUAAUAGCGGUCGCAUACUUGCGACGACCUUAGGAGAGGAUGCGUUACUUACGGAUUUGAAUACGGGAAGGCAGCUUGCCAGAAUUGAGGGGGAUGGAGAACUUAUAUCGACUCUAACAUUAACCCCAUCCGCCUCCCACCUCAUCAUAUGCUCAAGAUCCCUUUCAAUGCGAAUAUAUGCGCUAAGUGCGUCGCCGAAUGCCAAUCUCGAUCUCAGCUACACUCUUCUACGAACCCUGAAACCUCAUACAACGCCCGUGGUGGUUCUCGCUGUGGAUCAGACCAGUACAUUACUUGCGACAGGUGGAGCAGAUGGUGUAGUGAAAGUUUGGGAUAUAUCUGGUGGUUAUGUUACGCAUACAUUCCGAGGUCCAAAUAUCCUGGUAUCUGCUCUACACUUCUUUGAAUUGGUGGCGAACAACCGGGACGAAGAAUCUGAAAUAUCAUCUCGAAAUCGCAAAAAGGAUCGUCGGAAGAGUCAAGGCGAGGAGUCGGAAUCACAAAACGAGGCUACGAAAGGCUUUCGUCUGGCGUCAGGAGCGCAGGAUGGGAAAGUCAGAGUAUGGGAUCUGUUCAAAAGCACAUGCGCUUCUGUGUUAGACUCGCAUGUCUCGGAUGUUCGCGCAUUGGACUACUCGCCUGAGGACAACGCUCUUUUAACAGCGAGUAGAGACAAGACGAUAAUGUGGUGGGAUGCAAGGACGUGGAAAGUUCGGAGAGUGGUUCCUGUUCUUGAGGAAGUGGAAGCUGCUGGUUUCGUGGAAUCUGGACGAUUGGUCUACACUGGAGGUAUUAAUGGCAAUAUUCGCAUAUGGCAGUCGGAUAAUGGUCGGGAGGUCACAAAAGCGCAAGGCGCAAAGUCAGAGGCAGAUUCAAUCGUUAGUGGUAUUCAUGUUCCCGGUUUGCCAUUCAUCAUAUCUGUGCAAUCAGAUCAUACGAUGACUGUUCAUUCGACCGAGCCACUACGUGAACUUUCGGCAUCAGAUACAACAUCUCCCUUGAACGAGAUUCGGAAGAUCUCAGGUACCCAUGACGAGAUCAUUGAUCUGGGAUAUCUUUUACCCGAUCGAUCACUUUUAGCGCUGGCUACAAACUCGGAAGAAAUACGAAUUGUAUCAUUAGCACAAUCCGGAGCGACCGACGAUGCGACAUACUUUGGAGCAGAUGUAGCUCAAUUGAAGGGUCAUGAGGAUAUCGUAAUCUGUCUUGACAUCGAUUGGUCUGGGCAUUGGAUUGCUACAGGGGCCAAAGAUAAUACUGCUCGUUUAUGGAGAAUUGAUCCUUCCAAUUCAUCUUUCUCAUGUUUUACCACCUUUACUGGUCAUGCUGAAUCAUUAGGAGCAAUUGGAUUACCACACUCUAUACCCCCAGAAUCCUCUGCUGCAUACAAGUCACCGCUUGAGCAUCCGCCCUCAUUUCUUCUUACCGGGUCGCAAGAUCGUACGAUCAAAAGAUGGGAUAUUUCUUCCAGCGAAAGCGCUCGACGGGCGCCGCGGGCCAUCUACACUCGGAAAGCGCACGACAAGGAUAUCAAUGCAAUUGAUAUUGACCACUCAACUCAACUCUUUGCAUCAGCUUCUCAAGACAAGACCGUCAAGAUCUGGUCAAUCGAGGAAGGAGAGGUACAAGGAGUUCUUCGUGGACAUCGUCGUGGUGUAUGGUCUGUCAAAUUCGCGCCAAAAGGAACACCGAAUAUCGUUGGUGACAGUGGGCCAGCUGCAGGUCGAGGUCUCAUUCUGACGGGUAGCGGAGACAAAACAAUCAAAAUCUGGAGCCUUUCAGAUUACAGCUGUCUCCGCACAUUCGAAGGCCACACACACAGCGUCCUCAAAGUCGCAUGGCUCAAAGUCCCAAACCAAGAAGAGCGCGGUCGAAGACACGUCCACGUCGCAAGCGCAGGAGGUGACGGCCUCGUCAAAAUCUGGGACGCAAACACCGGCGAAGCAGCCGCCACACUGGACAACCACGAAGACCGAGUCUGGGCUCUCACCGUCCACCCAGUCACCAACACAAUCGUCUCAGGCAGCGGCGACUCCACCAUCACAUUCUGGAAAGACACCACCUCGGAAACAGCCGCCGCCACUACAGCCGCAGCGACCGAAUUCGUCGAACAGGAACAGCAACUCCAGAAUUACAUCCACAACGGCUCAUACCGCUCCGCCAUCACGCUCGCAUUGCAACUCAACCACCCUGCGCGUCUCCUCUCGCUAUUCACCACCGUCACCACGAAAACCCCCGAAGAGGGAUCUCUCUCUGGCUUGAAAGCCGUAGAUGAAGUCCUCUCCUCCCUUUCAGACAGCCAGCUCUUCACGCUGCUCCUGCGUUUGCGGGAUUGGAAUACCAACGCGCGUACCGCGUCCGUGGCGCAGCGGAUUCUGUGGACGGUCGUGAAGAGUUAUCCAGCGUCGCGUCUGUCGAAUCUUAAGGUUCGAGGUGGAAAGGAGAGUUUGAAGGAGGUGCUGGAUGCGUUGAGGGUUUAUACCGAGAGACAUUAUAAGCGCAUGGAGGAGUUGGUGGAUGAGAGUUUUUUGGUGGAGUAUACGUUGAGGGAGAUGGAUGGGUUGGGUUUUGUGGAUGAGCGUUUGGAUGGCGAGCUGGAUGGUAUUAUGGUGUAG